CGGAAAAAUACCCAUCUAACGAUGCAGUGUGAAGCGUUGUCAUUGAUUGUUUGCGCCUUGGCCGUCGCUAUCUUGGCGGCGAACGGCGACGACAACCUCGUCCCUCCUCGGCGGGAGGUGUACGAUAAUGGUCGAAUUUUCGACAUCAGUCACAGGUACCAACCCGAAAUGCCAGAAUGGGAUUCAAAUGAUGGCAUCGGGCAGUUCCUAUGGCUUCCAAAGAGCAUGAAGAACGGGUCCCUCGCUAACAACUCUGAAAUGAAGCUUCCAACCCACACCGGCACCCACGUUGACGCCCCCGGCCACGUCUUCGACCACUACUUCGAUGCCGGCUUCGACGUCGACUCACUCGACUUACACAUCCUUAAUGGUCCUGCUCUGUUAAUCGAUGUUCCAAGACAUAGUAAUAUAACUGCUGAAGUUAUGGAAUCGUUAAAUAUUCCAAGGGGUGUAAAACGUGUACUUUUCCGAACGUUGAAUACUGACAGGCGGCUUAUGUUUCAGAAGGAAUGGGUUACAAGCUAUGUAGGAUUCACGGUGGAUGGAGCUAAAUGGCUAGUGGAGAACACUGAUAUUAAACUUGUAGGAAUUGAUUACCUAUCUGUUGCUGCUUACGAUUACUUGAUUCCAUCUCACCUUGUUUUUUUAAAAGACAGGGAAAUCGUUCUCGUGGAAGGCCUGAAACUUGAUGAUGUCCCAGCAGGAUUAUAUUCAGUCCAUUGCUUACCUCUUAGGUUGUCUGGUGCUGAGGGAUCACCAAUACGAUGCAUUCUGAUUAAAAAUUAGUGCAAGUGAGCUUGAGGUGGCCGACCUUCUGUUUCUUGUUGCAUCCUUUUUCGCCAAACCCCAGAUUUUGUAGUUUCUGGGGUGAAUUAUAUAAAAAGAAGUGAAUUCUUCUAUUCAGUCAAUAGCUAACACAGCAUCUUGAAAUCGCUGGAGGUAACAGUACUGUCUCGAAUGCUGUACUAAAUACAUAUCAUCAGGGGUUUAUGUAUGUAAGAGGGUUGCAGCAAUCUUAGCAUUACGCCGAAUAUGGUUUUCUUUUGUAUGCUAGGUUGGACGCGAAUAAAUUGGCAGUGUUCUUAUGAAGCAAGAUAGUAUCAAAUUGGCAGUGGUUUAUGCUUACCCUCCUUAGAAACAUGCAUAAACACCUGAACUCUUGUCAUUUUGAAAAAGAAAAAAAAAAAAAAUUGUACGUAGAUAACUUGCACCUAGUAUAAGCACUUCAAACUUGGUCCUCGUUUAUCUUCUUGAUUGUAACUGAAUAAAUUGUACAAGUGGCAUGCAGCAUGCUUAUAGAGCAAGAUAGUAUCAAUAUUGU
Messenger RNA from Abrus precatorius (Indian licorice), 1321 nucleotides. Its product is annotated as cyclase-like protein 2. The transcript has 6 exons. NCBI's taxonomy places the organism in Eukaryota, Viridiplantae, Streptophyta, Magnoliopsida, Fabales, Fabaceae. The record is from RefSeq and is a predicted model, not a curated record. Gene Ontology annotation, molecular function: arylformamidase activity. The coding region runs from base 22 to 786 and encodes 254 amino acids.